GGGGCGCGCGUGCGAAGCCUCUCCGCCGCCUCUGCAGCUUUGCUGAACUUCUCAAGAGAAGGAAGUGGAAGCAAGGAGAGAGAAAGCGAAGGUGGACGGAGACCUGCAGGAGACAAAAGGGUUUCCUUCCUUCCUUUCAUUCAUCCAGGAUUUCGGGGAGUCCAGGAAGGCUGGCUCGCCCCCUUCUCGACUGGAGCCCAGUAACAUCUGCUUCUUCCUCUCUGAAGAUUGCAGGAGGCUGGAGAAAGGGAUGAAGAUGCAAAGGUCUCCAAGGUCUGAACUUGAAGUCGGAGAAGAAGAUAAUUACGGAAGAGCCGGCAGUGCGAUUCAUGAGGGAUAUCGGAUGGGACAACUCCAAGCGGAAGUAUCGCAAGCGAACCAACCCUCUCAAGGAUUACAACAGUACUGGGAAGCCCAAGCGCAGGAGUUACUGAAGAAGAUGUGGCCCCAUCACAUAGAAAGGGGAGAUUCAGAGACAUCGGAGGAGACCAUCCCGUGGGAAGAUGCCAAGUCCUUUCUGGCCUCCUUCGAGCAAGUGGCCAAAGCCUAUCGGUGGCCAAAGGAAGAGUGGGCGGCCCGGCUGUUGCCCGCAUUGAGCGGAGAUGCAGAGCAGGCCUUUCUGAGUCUGGAAGCCAGAGACAGGGAUGAUUAUGAGAAAGUGAAAGCUGCUAUAUUGAGAGCGGAUGCCCUGAAAACUGAAGCACAGCGUCAACACUUCCGGCAGUUUUGCUGCCAAGAGGUCGAGGAUCCGCGAAGGGUUUACAGCCAAGUCCAGGAGCUUUGCAGUCGGUGGCUGAAGCCGGAGAGACGCAGCAAGGAGCAGAUCCUGGAGCUGCUGGUCCUGGAGCAAUUCCUGGCCAGUCUUCCCCAAGACCUGCAAGGAUGGAUCCGAGGCGGAGGGCCGGAGACCUGUUCCCAGGCUGUGGCCCUGGCAGAGGACUUCAUGAUGAGCCAACAAGAGGAUGAAACAGAGAAACUGCAGGAAUUGAUGAACCUCAAAGAAACUUGGCCCGUCUUCAGCCCACCUCAGACCCAUCCAAGCCAACAGACCGUAGUCUGGAAGGUUCUGGAAAACGAUCCUAGGGAUGCAGAUUGGUUGGGUGGUGAAAGUGGAAGCCAGGUCAAGAUGGAGGAUUUGCCCUGGGAAAGAAACGAGCCAGAGGACAUCCCCAAGACAGUGCAACAGACCAGUCAAGGAGAUGUGCUGGGGAGACUGGGAAUGAACAAUGAAGGAUGUGAAUUCAAAGAAGAACAGGGGGAGCUGCCCAUGGGGUCAGAGAAUAAAUGGAAUGAGUGCCCUGGACAUCUUAACCUUAAACCUGCAGUUGAAUAUCUCGUCAAAGAGCCUGCAAGGGAUAAAGUGCCCACGUUCUCUAAGUGUGGUAGAAGACCUGAUACGACCCAUACUUUGGAGGAUAGCAAAGUACAUUUAAUGUCGGAAGAACUCCGCCAAGAAUUCUUUGAGGAGCAGGAAAGAGAUCAUUUGAACACAGAUCAGAAUAAUCAUACAGAAGAAACAUCCGAUAGUGCUCCUAAGCGUGGGAAGAACGUGGGCUUUGCCUCCUCGCUGAAGACAAAUCCAGGAAUACAGAAUGAAGGGAGAAUGUUCGGUUGUCCUCAGUGUGGGAAAUGUUUCCUGCAGAGAAGAGAUUUGAUGCUCCAUCAGCGUUCUCACCCUGAGGUCCUACCUUGCAAAUGUUUCCAGUGUGGGAAAUGCUUCAGUCAGCGAAGGAGUCUGACCAUUCAUCAGAGAACGCACACAGGUGGUAAACCGUACAAAUGUUUCCAGUGUGAGAAAUGUUUCAGCCUGGAGAAAUAUUUGAAGAGACACGAGGGCAUUCACAGCGGGGUGAAGGUGAAACCUUAUAAAUGUUCCCAGUGUGAAAAAGGCUUCAACCAAAAGAAAGCGCUGAAGGUCCACCAGAGGAUCCAUACUGGAGAGAAACCCUACCAGUGCUCUCAGUGUGGGAAACGUUUCAGCCAGCAAGGAAACCUCAUAAACCACUGGCGGAUUCACACCGGGGAGAAACCCUACAAAUGCCUUGUGUGUGCGAAGAGCUUUGGACGGAGUAACCAGCUCAAGACCCACCAGGGAAUCCACACCGGGGAGAAACCCUACAAAUGCCCUGUGUGUGGGAAGAGCUUUGGAUGGAGUAACCUGCUUAAGGCCCACCAGAGAAUCCACACUGGGGAGAAACCGUACAAGUGUUCUCAGUGUGGGAAAUGCUUCAAGGUGGGGAAAUACUUGAAGAGACAUGAAAGAAUUCAUGCCAACCAGAUGAAAGCACUCAAUGGGAGAAAUAAUGAAGUCAGAGAGAACAAUGGUUAAGGUACAAAAACCAUUCUAAUGUGACAAUCAAGUGGCUGUUUAGAGGUUUUUAGACUGCAAUACACCACAGCCCUAUCCAGUAUAAAGCCAUUGGCGAGGAAUGUUGAGAGAUGUAGUUCAACAUCAUUUGUGCGACUCUCAUUCUUUUUCUUGGACGAUUAAUUAAUUUCACAUGACUUUGUGAACAGCAUGAGUGGGGGAAACAUUUCUUUUGGAAAAAGGCUCCAAAGCAUAUCAGGUUCAUCCAUCUGUUAACGGACAGAUUUACUGCCCUGUUAUCAUUUCUCUAUCUGGACUGCCCUGUGGCUCAUCAUUUGCUCACCAAACAGGGUAGCUAACAUGAACACUCCUCUCAUAUAUACCUUAACAAAUCAAGUUCUGGUUAUUUUGUAAUAUGAGAAUAAACAUGUCGGUUUGUGUA
Molecule: messenger RNA, 2750 nt
Organism: Anolis carolinensis (green anole)
Lineage: Eukaryota; Metazoa; Chordata; Lepidosauria; Squamata; Anolidae
Product: zinc finger protein 397
Exons: 4
Coding region: 251-2329 (692 amino acids)
Biological process (GO): regulation of transcription by RNA polymerase II
Molecular function (GO): RNA polymerase II cis-regulatory region sequence-specific DNA binding; DNA-binding transcription factor activity
Source: RefSeq, a predicted model, not a curated record